AUAUGUGUCUUUAAGGGACCAAUCCGGACCGUUUUUUCUUUAAGGGACCAUUGUGAAACCUAAAAUAUCAUUAAUAGACUAAUUAUAGAGAAAGUGGAGAACGGACCUACCCUUUCAUGUAGGGUUGCAAUGCUUCUACCAACUAUGUAAUGAAUAAUCACAUGGUAUCAAAUCAUAUAUUUCACGAAGAGUUGUAUGGUUCCUCCCAUCUUGGAUUCGUUCAACUAUAGGCUACACUAUUCAAGCACACUCACCAUGUGAUUUCCAACCUCAGUUGAUCACAAUAUGGAUAUUCUAGGAUUCUUUAAAAUAUACUCCCUCCGAUUCUAUAUAUAAGAAAAAUUUGACUUUUUAAAUUCAUUGUAGAAUUGACGUAUCUAGACAAUAACAUAGUCUAAAUACAUUAGUUCUAUAAUGAACUUAAAAAGUGAAAUGUUUCAUAUAUAAGACUGAAGGGAGUAUAUCAUAUCCAACUAAUUAAUAUUUAAUAAAUCAACAAAGACCAAAACAUAGAAAUAAAAUUUCUUACACUCUAGUGUCAAGUGUAUUAGGAGACAAUAAAUAAGGUUGCUAAUACUUUAGCUAAGACAACCACAUCUCUAGCUAGUAUUCAACCUAUGUAUGGUUGAGAUGCCUCAUUGUAUUAAACGCAUUUUAAGUAAAAAAAAUGUUAACUAGAGUCCGAAACAGAUUCUAUUUUAGUCUCAACCCAAGUUACUCACGUUUGGUAAGCUCAUUAGUGAAACUGGAUGACAUCGAAGGCGUGGAGAAGAUUUUGCAAGAAUGGAAAUCUGGAAAUACAAGAUUCUAUUUUGAAAAAUUAUAGAAGAAUGAAUCACGUUCCAUUUUUUAUUUUUUUAAAUAAGAUGACAAAAAAUACUGAUGUGACAGCUGAGUCAUUUAAGUGACUUGUCAGCUUUGACUUAGUCAAAAUUGAAUUUUUACAAAAAAGAUAAAAAUAAGGGGCAAAAACUACUAUUUUGAAAGAUAGAGAGCCAAAAUUGCAAUUUUUUAAAACAUAGUGUGCCAAAAAUGCAAUUUAUCCUAAAUUUAUCUUAACUAGUAUAAACUUUUUGCCUUAAAAAAAAAUAAACGCCGGUGUAGCUUGAAACAUUGCCGCCGAAACUCACAUACUAAUUUCAAACGCUUCUCUUUUUCAAAAUCUCAAAUCAAAAUUUCAAAAGUAUUCAUUCGCAAAAACGAAACUAGAGAAAUGAAUUCGAAUUCGAAGAACGCAGGUUCAUCCUUAGAUUCCUUAAUGUCUUCCUUCAACGCUCGCAUUUUACAGCUUCAAGAACUCGUAAUCGCGAGAAACAUGUACCCGGCGAGUAGUAUUGCAGAUCUUUCUGCUGUUGAUUCUGCUGUCACUGCUAUGGAGAUUCAGGUGCAAGCCAUUAAGGAUCGAUUUCGCGAUGAAAUUGAAGCUAUUCCUAAAACAAAGAAACUUAUCAAUGCAUGCCUGCAGCAGCAAAAGAAACUGCAAAAUAUGUCUCUUCACAUUCCCUCUCAAAUGGCUGAUAGAAUGACACUGUCAAAUUCGGAAACUACUCAAACUAGUAGAUCGUUGUUUGCUGAAUUUUCUCAACAAGACUCUGGAUCAUUUGAGGCUUUGAAACAUGAUGUGGAGCCUGCCGCAUUGCCUAAGGAGAAAAAAGGUCGUGCUCCUCCACCAACGUGGUUUGUCACUGGAAGUGAACUAGAUUCAUUGUCUUCAUAUAUGAGGGGUAGGCUUACACUAGAGAAGGUGAAUGCAGUAAUCACAGAUAUGGCCUCUUAUGCGGAAGCAAAUGCUCAACUUCUCACAGCCCCUAAAAAGAGGUUGGCAGAAAAUCUUUGGGAAAAAGCUCUGGAAAUAAGAGAUAUUGGAGCAACGGAAGGGGUUAAAGGAAAACACUUUUUUCUUGAAGCUGAUAUAAAAGGCCCAGCACUUAAACUUGACAACACUGGAAAGGCAAUAUUGACAGUUCUUCGACAUCUUGGUCGCAUUAGCGAGACUCGUGUUGGACAUCAUCGUGUUUUCAUUUUACAUAAGCCUCACUAGGAAAAGUUAGUCUUGACCGUAUUACUAUGCAUUACUGUUUGUAUGUUCAAGAUUUGUGUGCGUGGAAGUAUGUUUUCACUUCAGUGCGAGAAAAUGUAUUUAUAUGUAUGCACAAAAUCACUCUAUCCUCUUCCUCUUUCAAGUUUCAAUAAUAUAAGAUCUUGAUUUACUUGGUAA
Trifolium pratense (red clover) is the source of this 2218-nucleotide messenger RNA. Its product is annotated as spindle and kinetochore-associated protein 1 homolog. The transcript has 9 exons. Gene Ontology annotation, molecular function: microtubule binding. Gene Ontology annotation, biological process: chromosome segregation; regulation of microtubule polymerization or depolymerization; cell division. The record is from RefSeq and is a predicted model, not a curated record. Bases 1214 to 2041 code for a protein of 275 amino acids. Lineage: Eukaryota; Viridiplantae; Streptophyta; Magnoliopsida; Fabales; Fabaceae. Gene Ontology annotation, cellular component: outer kinetochore; spindle microtubule; mitotic spindle.